This is a messenger RNA of Acyrthosiphon pisum (pea aphid), 1441 nucleotides long. RefSeq lists its product as uncharacterized. NCBI's taxonomy places the organism in Eukaryota, Metazoa, Arthropoda, Insecta, Hemiptera, Aphididae. The coding region runs from base 110 to 1126 and encodes 338 amino acids. The transcript has a single exon. The record is from RefSeq and is a predicted model, not a curated record.
ACAGAUAAAAAAAUAAUUUUUGGCGGUGGAGUAGUGAACUGUUAGGACGUGUUACCGUGACGUCCACGUUCGUCUGAAUCACAUCGUACCCUAAGCACCGACGACGACAAUGCGCCGUUUGCCGGUCAUUUGGCUGCCACUGGCCCUGGCCGUACUUAUCACCAGCAGGUGUGUAAUCGGCAUACCGACCAGGUCGCAGCUGCGACAGAUGAUCAGCACGAUCCUGUACGAGGACGAGCUGUACGAUGAUGUGUUGUCGGAGAGGGUGAUCCUGGACGAAUCCGACAAUUUGCCACCAUGUACCAAAGAAACUGUGAAGAACCUCAGCAACGUUGACCCAUUGCAGUCACUUUUCGCACUUAGCACACCACACCACAAGUACUAUUCGGGCGACAACCAGAAUCUCAGUGCGACCAUCCUCGGCAAGUCGCUCAUGUGCCUGACACACAAGCGCGUGGCCUUCCAUCUGUCGCUGAUUAUUGGGCUGAUUCAAAAUAAAGACAAUCGGGUGAAAUUUCAGAUGCGUGCACGCGUAUUCACGCACACCAUCCCCUUCUACAUUGACAUGUUGGCCGCCAUCUACAAAAAAUAUGACGAUCUGUUGGACGUGUACGACACGUUGCACGGCAUGUUUUCGUCGCCGAGUAUAGCGGAGGACGCCGAGUGCGAGGCUAACAUCGAAAAACUGAAAAAAGAGCUGAUAUUUCUGACCGACAUCAUCAAGUCGUCUUGCGUGGUCAACGAAAUGAAAGAGUACUGCAGCAGCUUCCAGCUGGAAAGUUUAGAAAAUUGCGCGGACAAGAUUAAAGAGGAAAAUAUCGUGUCAGACUUGGAUGUCAACACUUACGUAGCGACGCUAAUGGAAAACGAGAACGACAUAUUGAAUUUGUUUGACGAGAUGGACUUGCUUAGAAGCAUGCACAUGGACGCGUGGAAGGUCUGGUUGAAAACACCGGAUUUACCACCAGUCACCGAAACAGAAGAAUUCAUAAGGACGCCGCUGCCCAAGCGCAGGGACGAAAUCGAAGACAUCAUUGCGGCUAGAGAACUUGCUAUUAAAGAGGAAAAUGCUUUAGCACAAGCUGAGGCUGAAAAAUCGACUGUGAUACCUAUACAAAUAACAUAAUCACCAGAGGGGGGAACGCCACCUGCUGAUUCAUCGGCAGGACCGUCGGAUGCAGCGACACCAAACUAGAACUUUUGGAAUUCUCUCGAGUUCGUUGACGUUAUACACCUACUCAAACUUAUAAAUUGUUGUAAUUUAUCACAUUACGGUUAUUUAAACAUUCUACAGGUAUCAUAUACACAUUAUAAUAAUAUUAUCUUACUUUUAAAUAAAUACAAAUAUCCUAUUAAUUAUAUCAUUAAAUUGUUGUGUAAAUAUCAUUACAUUCAAAUAAUUACUGUUGAGUAAAUGUUAAUAAACCAUUUAGUUAAUAAA